UAGCAUGUCGUCUCCAUAGCAACCAGUGGAGUUGCUGCAGUGCGUUUGCGUGGUCUCUGAGUGUGCGUGGAUUAUAUUAUUAGAAAAGAGUAAUUCACCUCGCCGUGGUUUUUAAAAAGUCUAGCAGAAUAUCAGGGGUGAAUAAUGUGUUUUGCAUCACUUGUCAAUUGUAGACAAUCAGUUGUUUUCAGUCGAUGAAGGAUGUUAUUUCGAGGCACGCAUAGCCAAUACCACGCUAACUCUAUGGUUAGUAGCGACAACCUAUGUGCCAGCUAGCCAAAGCGUUCAAUUCGCUAACCAGCGCUGAUGAUAACCUGGAAGGGUCUGCAAGGCGGAAUUGUCCCUUAGGCGACUAGGUAACGUUAGUUUGAUUACUCUUCAGAGCACCUUGUAACGCAAUGUAAUUUGCCUGCAUUUUUGGCUGGAUCCCGUUUCCUUGUCAUUUGCUCUGGACUAUUGCUUCAGCUGAGGACAUCAUGCUGAAGAGUUUCAGUCAGUUCAAGAGACUGUAGAAUAGCGUAAAUAAUAGCUAUAAGGAGCUAUAAAACAGACUUGGUCGGAACUAAUAUUCCAUUAGCGCCGAAUUCACCUGAGAAAGUAAGAGCAAAUUGGUCAGCUCGCUCCAGCCAACUCUUCAAGAACAGGAUAUUCCAAGGAUAUUUCAUCAUUGCCACCUUAGAUAUUUAUAAGUAUUCAAGAUCGAAGCAGCUGAAGUCAGUUUGGGGAAUUCCAAGUGUUCUGCAUUGUAGCUUUAAAUUCACAACCAAUCCCCCUUCCUCCCUCUUCAUUGGAAACACGACGAGGUGUUGGGAAUGUUUGGAGGCGCAGGGAACUCUCAGUGCUGCCCAAUGAGUUCUGAAGCAUCAUCGUAGCUAACCUCCAAGAGAGAUUUCGUGGGUGGAUCAGCAUUCUCUCAAAUCAAAGGCAUCACAUCCCUCAUUCACAAGUUGGAGUCAUGAUCACGACAGAGCUUUAACAUUUACGAACACUCUUACUUAAGGGAGAACUACAUAAAACAGAUGUUCGUCAGCAAAAUGACUUUGAACCAGUCCGGUCUGUUUGGACAGAUAGAUGAUCUGCAAGACCUCACGUUCAUCGAAAGACCAAUACGGAGGAGUUUAAAGAGUGCUGAGGAGAUUGACAAGCUGACUGUGGAUGAAGACUUAAAUGACAUUGAGCGAGCAGUUUACCUUCUCAGCUCGGGCCAGGAUGUGCAGCGGGCCAGUGUGAUCGUGAACCUGCCAAUACUGGUGCGGCAGAACCCAGCAGAAACCUUCCGGAGGGUGGUGCCAAAAGUCAGGGAAGUGCUCCAUGUUGCUGGGGUGGAGAUGCAACUCGCCGCAGCGAGUUCCUUUCUGACUAUCCUCCAGGAUGACAUCGUCCUCAUCCAGACUCACACCCACUCCAUCUUACAGAUUGUUCUCCUCAACCUGGACCAUCGGGAGACAGUGGUCAGCAAUGCCUGGUUGGAGACUUUGCUUGCAGCUAUUGACGCGUUACCAAAGGAGACCAUCAGGCAAGAGAUUCUGAGUCCAUUGGUGUCAAAGGCACAGCUGUCUCAAUCGGUGCAGGCCCGCCUCGCCAGCUGUCGGAUUCUGGGGAAGGUAGCGGGCAAAUUUGACUCCUCUGUAGUGAAGAAGGACCUGCUGCCCCUGGUCAGGUCGCUGUGCCAGGAUGUGGAGUAUGAGGUGCGCUCCUGCAUGUGCCGGCAGCUGGAGAACAUCGCCAGGGGAAUAGGGCUGGACCACACCAAAGCCGUGGUUCUACCUGAACUGGUGGAGCUCGCUCGGGACGAGGGAAGCACAGUGCGUCUGGCCGCCUUCGACACGAUCAUCAACCUCCUGGAGAUGUUUGACAGUGCCCUCUCCCCCUCGCCUGUAGAUGACCGGACGCGCGUCAUCUUCCCACUGGUCAAGACCUUCUGCGAGAAGUGCUUCAAGGCCGACGAGGCCGUCCUGGCCUCGCUCUCCUUCCAGUAUGGGAAGCUGUGUCAUGGGCUCUCAGCUUGUUUCACUGAGGAGCAGCACCUGUGGUUCCUGGAGUUCUACAAGAAGCUCUGCUUUCUCGGGCUGCAGCAUGAGAAUGGCCACUGUGAGAGCCAGGCUUACCAACUGGAGCUGGAGAAUAAGUACGCCAUGGUGCGCCGAAACUGCGCCUACAACUUUCCAGCCAUGAUGCUGUUUGCAGACCCAAACCACUUCCUGUCUGAGCUGUACCGCACUUUCUCCAGCCUGUGUAACGACCCCGAGAUCUCAGUGCGGCGGACUGCGGCAGAAGGGUUCCACGAGGUGGUCAAGCUGCUGGGUCCAAAUGUCCACUACGUUCACAAGGAGCUGAUGACUUUACUGCAGGAUGAUUCGUUAGAGGUUCUGGAUUCUCUGCUGAACCACCUGCAGGACACUCUGGAGCUGGCGACCUCAAGAGGAGAGGGAGUCGGGCCUGAAAGCAAGUUGGUGAGCGUCCCUGAUCUGGUGCCAGCGCUGGUGGCCGCGGAGCAGAAGGCCGCGUCGUCUCUGCGGUGGCGUGUCCACGAGAGGCUGCUGCACUGCUACGCUUGCCUGCCCCGCGUCGUCCCCGCCGACCAGAUCUACUUCCGCUUCCUGCAGAGGAUGUUCAGCAUCAUCACCACAAACAAUGUUCUGCCGGUCCAGAAAGAGGCUGCAAGGACGCUGUGUGUGUUUCUUCGCUACAACCGCAAGCAGGAGCAACGACAAGAGAUCCUCACAAAGAUCAUGCAGGAACUGGCCCAGGGCAGAAGCUACUGGAACCGGCUGCGGUAUCUAGACCUGUGUGAGAUCGCUAUGGAGCUAUUUUCAAAGUCCUACUUCUGCAAGCACUUCCUGAUCCAGGCCCUAGAGCUGGUCAGCGACCCUGUGGCCAACGUCAGGUAUAAGCUGUGCCACAUGCUGCCCAGGCUGCGCUCCACCAUCCGGCUGCCCGCAGACAAGCACCUGCUCCAGCAGCUGGAGUUCUGUGUGCGCAAACUGCUGUGCCGGGAGAAGGACAAGGAUGUGGUAGCCACCAUACGCAAGAUAGUGCUAGAGUUGGACAAGAUGGAAAUCACUGAACCGUACCACAAACGACAUGAAAGAGAUCUGCUGGACCAGAAGAAAGAGAAGGAGGAAGCUCUGCUGUUGGAAAUGGAAAUGCUGGAGCGACAGCAGAGCGAAGCCAAACUCGUGGGCGAAAAACACACAGACAAGAAACGAAGAGACAGUAAGACGGGGCUGUCGGGCCCUAAAGGAAUGUCAGGGUCCACGUCAGGAGCGACCCUGUCCACCUCGGCUGGUAAAGAGAUGAGGAAGGCCAAGCUAGCACGGAGUCGCUCCCUCAGUAGUCAUCCCACCACCCCCAAGAUGUCCAACUCUUCAGACAAAACCCUAAAGGUGAAAGAGUCCGGAAGUUGUACUGGCACUGUGAAGAGCUCCAUGCUAGCAGUAAAUGAUGACACAAUGCGGCCUCACCACUACACCGUGGCGUCCUCGUCGUCCUCGCUCUCCCCCACGCCCUCCACCUCCUCCAUGCCCGUCCUCAUCCGCAGCAACACAUCCAGCUCCGUGGAUCACCGUGGAAACGGGGGCAAGGACACACAGUCCAGAAAGCUCUCCAUUCAAAGGAAGUCUAACUCAUUCGGAAUGCAGUCCGGGAGGGAAUGAUUGGUAUUGCCACUGAAGGUGCUGGCAAGAUUUCCGCCUCCCCCCGUCCGUCAGAAGACGAGAGCCUAGUGGCCAAUACUUCCCCCGGUUGGACCUUCAUGUCAUCCUGCGUCACAUCCAUGCCCCCACCCUCCACUCUCAUGGGAUGCUGGAACAAAAAGACUGAGGACACAGACCCAGACGUGAGAGAUGAAGAGAGAGAGAGGGGGAGACGGGGGAACGUCAGAUGUCUUUUAAAGUUUUAUUUUUUUUGCGCGCCAACAAACCAGUUUGACAUUGAUCCAUCUCUGCCUUACUCAACAAAUACUCGUAACAUUUGUUAGAAAAGGAGACGGAAAAAACUAAAGUGGAAAGAAAUGUCACGAAGCAAUUUGUAUGGAGGAGCAAAUGGAUGUAUUUUAUUUAUUGAAUCAUUUGAUUUUUUUCUUGUAUUAUAGCAUGCUUUGCAAAGUCUUUUUCUUCUUUGUUUUAUAUUUCCCAGCCGGGUAAGAAAAAGAA
This is a messenger RNA of Clupea harengus (Atlantic herring), 4154 nucleotides long. It is a transcript of the gene ppp4r4, whose product is annotated as protein phosphatase 4, regulatory subunit 4. Gene Ontology annotation, cellular component: cytosol; protein serine/threonine phosphatase complex. Lineage: Eukaryota; Metazoa; Chordata; Actinopteri; Clupeiformes; Clupeidae. The record is from RefSeq and is a predicted model, not a curated record. Gene Ontology annotation, molecular function: protein phosphatase regulator activity.